AUGGUGGGAGCCGAUUUUAGAAGUGGUGGUGGCUGGAGAGAGAUGAAGAGGUUUGGCUUGCAAGUUCUUUUGGGGCGGUGGUUCAUGGUCUUUGCCUCAUUCUUGAUCAUGGCCAUGUCUGGUGCAACCUACAUGUUUAGUCUGUACUCUGCUGACAUCAAGAGAUCGUUAGGCUAUGACCAAACCACGCUCAAUUUGCUUAGCUUCUUCAAGGACGUUGGUGGAAAUGUUGGACUCCUGCCAGGGCUCAUCAAUGAAGUUUCACCUCCAUGGGUGAUUCUAUCUGUAGGUGUGAUCAUGAAUUUCUCCGGUUAUUUCAUGAUUUGGCUUGCUAUUACUCGUAAAAUUGCCAAGCCAAAAGUUUGGCAGAUGUGUCUUUAUAUUUGUAUUGGGGCAAACUCACAGACAUUUGCCACUACUGGAGCUUUAGUCACCUGUGUCAAGAACUUCCCAGAAAGCAGAGGAAGUGUUUUAGGCUUGCUGAAAGGGUUUGUUGGUCUAAGUGGUGCAAUUAUGACACAAGUUUACCAUGCUUUCUAUGGAGAUGACUCGGAGUCUUUUAUCUUGCUGAUUGCUUGGCUUCCAGCUGCUGUUUCUUUGAUCUUUCUUCGUACGAUUCGGAUCAUGAAGAUCGUUCGCCAAGAAAACGAGAUCAAAGUUUUCUACAAACUCCUCUAUAUGUCGCUUGGCCUUGCCGGGUUUCUCAUGGUUUUGAUCAUCAUUCAAAACAAGUUCAGGUUUACCAGAAUUGAGUAUAUUGCAAGUGCUAUUGUUGUUCUUAUUUUACUUUUUCUCCCUGUAGCCAUAGCUAUAAAGGAGGAAUAUGAUAUCUGGACGAGCAAAAAGGCAGCCUUGAUUGACCCUUCUGAAGUAAAAAUAGUGACCGAAAAUAGACCAGUUGUAGAAUUGCCACCAUCAACACUGACAUUAGAAUCCAAAGCUUCUGGUCCAGCUGCAACUGCAGAGAAGCAAACUUCUUGCUUCGAAAAUGUUUUUAAGCCACCAGAAAGAGGUGAAGACUACACCAUAUUGCAAGCACUUUUCAGCCUUGACAUGUUGAUACUCUUCAUUGCAGCAACGUGUGGCAUUGGCGGCACAUUAACUGCAGUUGAUAACCUGGGUCAAAUUGGCCAUUCACUAGGCUACCCGAGUCGUAGCAUCACCACCUUCGUGUCACUUGUUAGCAUCUGGAACUAUCUUGGUCGAGUAGUUUCCGGUUUCGCCUCAGAAAUCUUGCUGAAAAAGUACAAGAUCCCUCGUCCUCUAUUGCUUGCGAUUGUUCUUCUCUUCACUUGUGUUGGCCAUAUUCUAAUCGCCUUUCCUGCUCCAAAUUCUCUUUACUUCGCAUCAGUAAUCCUCGGGUUCUGCUUUGGAGCACAAUGGCCAUUAAUGUACGCCAUCAUAUCUGAAAUUUUUGGCCUCAAGUACUAUUCCACGUUGUAUAAUUUUGGUGCUGUUGCUAGCCCUGUUGGUUCAUAUAUUCUUAAUGUGAUAGUUGCUGGUAAAUUAUACGAUAAAGAAGCAUUAAAGCAAAUGAAGGCUUUGGGUCUUAGAAGGAAAGCAGGCGAGGACUUGACAUGCAACGGUGUGCAGUGUUAUAGAAUGUCUUCAAUCAUAAUUACAGCAGCAACAUUGUUUGGAAGCUUCGCUUCGUUUAUUUUGACUCUUAGGACCAGAAAAUUCUACAAAGGUGAUAUCUAUAAGAAAUUCAGAGAUGCAGCCGAGGGUCCCGAGAAUGUUACAGUUUCAACAACUGGAAAUGGUACUGUACAAUUGGGGGAGAGAAACUCUAAAGGCACAGGGAAUCGUCAGUAG
This is a messenger RNA of Dovyalis caffra, 1815 nucleotides long. The record is from the annotation of a GenBank genome assembly. NCBI's taxonomy places the organism in Eukaryota, Viridiplantae, Streptophyta, Magnoliopsida, Malpighiales, Salicaceae.